This is a messenger RNA of Wyeomyia smithii (pitcher-plant mosquito), 1101 nucleotides long. RefSeq names its product mRNA turnover protein 4 homolog (gene RpLP0-like). NCBI's taxonomy places the organism in Eukaryota, Metazoa, Arthropoda, Insecta, Diptera, Culicidae. The transcript is spliced from 3 exons. The record is from RefSeq and is a predicted model, not a curated record. Gene Ontology annotation, cellular component: nucleolus; preribosome, large subunit precursor. Gene Ontology annotation, biological process: ribosomal large subunit assembly; nuclear-transcribed mRNA catabolic process; ribosomal large subunit biogenesis. Bases 186 to 1040 code for a protein of 284 amino acids. Gene Ontology annotation, molecular function: RNA binding.
CCCUGUAGCAGCACCCGCUGUCACAUGCGGCAAACCUAAACGUCAAGUAUACCCAUGUGUGUUUACAACGGAUACAAUAAAUAGAUUGCAUGCUGUUUGAAUUCGUUCAAAAUUUCUGGCAAAAUAUAGGUGUAAUAGUUAAAUCUAAUCCUCAUAUCAACCUACAGUAUACAGAAAUCGACUAAAUGCCGAAAUCGAAGCGAGAUAAGAAAGUUUCGUUGACCAAAACGGAACGGAAGGGCCUUUCCAACAAGCAGCAGAUCAUCGAAGACAUCCAGGAGUGCCGGCAGAAGUAUGCGAACAUUUUCCUCUUUUCGGUACAGAACAUGCGAAACACCAAGCUUAAAGACAUUCGGACAGCGUGGAAGAAUUCGCGCUUUUUCUUCGGUAAAAACCGGGUUAUGCAGCUGGGCUUAAACUUUGUCAGUGAAGAUGGUGAUGAUGAUCCGAAGCUUGGAAAGGACCUGGAGCAGCUGCGGGAGCAUAUGGUUGGCCAGUGUGGCCUGCUGUUCACCUCGGAAACGAAGGAAACCGUACUGGAGUGGUUUGAUUCGUAUUCGGCAGAUGAGUUUGCUCGCAGUGGGUUCCGGGCCUCAAAGACGGUGCGCUUGAAGGAGGGUCCUUUGGAGGAGUUUUCACACGCUAUCGAGCCUCAUCUUCGUUCCCUGGGUUUGCCGACAAAACUGGAACGGGGUAUCGUGACGCUGUAUAAAGAUUUCACAGUUUGUGAAAAAGGCAAAGUACUCACUCCGGAGCAGGCUAGGAUUCUCAAGUUGCUGGGAAAGCCUUUGGCCAAAUUCAAGGUUGUCAUCAAUUGCUGUUACACCAAGGAGAAUGGUUUCGAGGAGAUCAACAAGCGGGAUAUAGAGGUGACGAAAAAGACGAAAAAAGUGCUGGAUAAGAAGUCAGCCAAAAAGCAGACGACACAGGCGGAGGAGGAUGAUGAGGAUAUGAGUGAGGACGAUGACAAUGAUGACGAAGGAAUGGAACUCGAUGAGGAUGACGACGACGACGACGAAAGUAAUGAGGAUGAUGAAUAGUUAUGUAAGGUUAGUGUUACUGUUUCUUGAAGAUAAAGUUAUUUUCUGUACAUUUCGUAUC